UGGCAGAAUAGUAGUGCAGAGGAUAGAAAAGGGAAACAAUACAGUUGUCGUCAUCAUGGCAGACCCUUGGAAAGAGUGCAUGGACCACUGCCUUGAGGUGACCAAAGAGGCUGGGAAGAUGAUCCGAGAAGCGUUGCAGAAUGACAUCUCCAUCAUGCAGAAGAGCUCUCCUGUGGACCUGGUCACUGAGACCGACCAGAAGGUGGAGCAGCUCAUCAUCUCCUCCAUCAAGGAGAAGUUCCCCACACACAGUUUUAUAGGUGAAGAGUCUGUAGCGGCGGGAGCAACCAGCAAACUAACUGAUAAUCCCACCUGGAUCAUCGACCCCAUUGAUGGGACCACCAACUUUGUCCACAGAUUCCCCUUUGUCUCUAUGUCGAUUGGUUUUGCUGUGAAGAAAGAGAUAGAGUUUGGCAUUGUCUACAGCUGCCAAGAGGGCAAGAUGUACACAGCACGGAAGGGGAAAGGGUCAUUCUGUAAUGGAGAACCCAUCAAAGUGUCUGGGCAGGAAGACAUCACCAAGUCCUUGGUCCUGACAGAGAUGGGCUUUAAGAAAGAUCCAGAGCACUUCAAAACCAUGAUGGGCAACAUCGAGACAAUCCUCACCAUCCCUGUACACGGCAUCCGCUCGCCGGGCAGUGCGGCAGUCAACAUGUGCCUGGUGGCGUGCGGAGCGGCUGAUGCCUACUACCACAUGGGCAUCCACUGCUGGGACAUGGCUGGAGGAGCUGCCAUCAUUAGAGAGGCUGGGGGUGUCAUCAUGGACAUCUCAGGAGGCCCAUUUGACCUGAUGUCCAGGAGGCUGAUCAUUGCCAGCAGCAGAACCAUCGCAGAGCGCAUCUCCCAGGUGAUAAAAGCAUUCCCCGUAGGAAGGGACGACAUCGAGGGAUAGAGUACCAUCACACACACACACAUGCACGCACAGAGGGACUGACAGAUGGCUGCAGGUGCAUGCACACCCAGCAGGAAGUCCCCAGCAGAACACACAUACACACGUUUAGAUGAGUCAGGUCAAGAUCCUCUCUGCGCCUUAAUUGUUAAACUGGUGGUAUUAACCUUUCUCUGAAUGCACCUCAGUGGAUUUGCGAAAACAUAUCAAUGAAGACCAACUUUAUUCAUUUAAUUGACUGUUUGCCCCUCAAGGGCUUUGACUUGCAUCUCAUUUUUGGGGGGCAUUUAAGUGAGAACAGGAUUAGGAAAUGUGGUCAUUGUAGACCGACAUUUUCUGUCUCAAUCAUACACCACAUGGCCAAAGGUAUGUGGACACACCUUCAAAUUUGUGGAUUUGUUUAUUUUAGCAACACUCAUUGCUGACAAGUGUUUAAAAUCAAGCACACAGCCAUGCAAUCUCCAUAGACAAACAUUGGCAGUAAAAUGGCCUUACUGAAGAGCUCAGUGACUUUCAACGUGGCACUGUCAUAGGAUGCUAUCUUUCCAAUAAGUUAGUUUGUCAGAUUUCUACUCUACUAGAGCUGCCCCGGUCAACUGUAGUUGGAAACGUCUAGGAGCAACAACGGCUCAGCCGCGAAGUGGUAGGCCACACAAGCUCACAGAACAGGACCGCUGGGUGCUGAAGCGCAUAGCGCGUUCAAAUCAUCUGUCUUCAGUUGCAACACUCACUACCGAGUUCCAAACUGCCUCUGGAAGCAACUUCAGCACAAGAACUGUUCGUCAGGGGAGCUUCAUGAAAUGGGUUUUCAUGGCAGAGCAGCCGCAACACCAGCCUCAGAUCACCAUGCGCAAUGCCAAGCGUCGGCUAGAGUGGUGUAAAGCUCGCCGCCAUUGGACUAUGGAGUAGUGGAAAUGUGUUCUCUGGAGUGAUGAAUCACGCUUCACCAUCUGUCAAUCCGAUGGGCGAAUCUGGGUUUGGCGGAUGCCAGGAGAACGCUACCUGCCCCAAUGCCUUAUGCCAACUGUAAAGUUUGGUGGAAGAGGAAUAAUGGUCUGUGUCUGUUUUUCAUGGUUCGGGCUAGGCCCCUUAGUUCCAGUGAAUGGAAAUCUUAACGCUUCCUGUUUCAGCAUGACAAUGCCCCCGUGCACAAAGCGGGGUCCAUACAGAAAUGGUUUGUCGAGAUGAGUGUGGACAAACUUGACUGGCCUGCACAGAGCCCUGACAUCAACCCCAUUGGAAACCUUUGGGAUGAAUUGGAACGCAGACUGCGAAUCCGGCCUAAUCGCCCAACAUCAGUGCAUGACCUAACUAAUGCUCUUGUAGCUGAAUGGAAGCCACUCCCUGCUGCAAUGUUCCAACAUCUAGUGGAAAGCCUUCCCAGCUGAGUGGAGGCUGUUAUAGCAUUAAAGGGGGAACAACUCCAUGUUAAUGGCCAUGAUUUUGGAAUUAAAUGUUCAACGAGCAGGUUCUCCACAUACUUUUGGUCAUGUAGUGUAAGUUGCAUAUUUUAAAUAACUUUAUUAUAACUUGAACAAAUAACACGAACCUCAGCAGUAUAUAGCUUCCUUGACUGAUUUAGAAUAUUGAGUUACAAAGACAUCCAUUGACUUUCCACAAAAUAUAUAGGGAAAUCUGUAUUUAUUUAGAUCUGAAUUGUAAUUAAUUAUUUUCCUACUCUACUACAGUGCUAAAUACUUUAUAUGUUAUGUACUGUGAGGUAUAUUUAUUUAUUGCAGGUAUUGGUAUAAAAUGUUAAUGCUUUCACAAUAACUUGUUACCCACAUUUAUUAUUUUACAAACCUCUCAUAUUUUGAGUGACCAUACAUUGAAGCCUCACUCCAAGAGAACAUACCAUGUUGGGUAGCUACCUGACGUUAGCUUAUAAGCCAUAAAGAGUAUUGCAGAUAUCUUACUAUGAGUGUAGCUUUGUAUGAUUUAGUGACUAAAUAAAGACAUGUUUUGAGAA
Salmo salar (Atlantic salmon) is the source of this 2858-nucleotide messenger RNA. RefSeq names its product inositol(myo)-1(or 4)-monophosphatase 1. The record is from RefSeq and is marked provisional. Gene Ontology annotation, molecular function: inositol monophosphate 1-phosphatase activity. Gene Ontology annotation, biological process: phosphatidylinositol phosphate biosynthetic process; inositol metabolic process; signal transduction. Lineage: Eukaryota; Metazoa; Chordata; Actinopteri; Salmoniformes; Salmonidae.